GUUUUAAAAAGAGGGUAGUCUUCCGGGGGGAGGAUAAAAUAAUAACUUGAUAUUUUAAAAAGAGUAGAAAAAAGGUUGCAGAGUUAAAUACUUUGCAGGACUUGCAGUGUGGCCAGAUGGAAUUCUGAACAGGAAAGCUUUUGUUUGGUUUUUAUUUUGCUUCCCCAAAGAAUGGACGAGUUCGACGAUGAUUCCUUCAACGAUGUCUUGGGCUCUAUGGAAAUGCCCACGGCUCCCAAGCAACCCAAGGUCCAGGAGCCGCCGGCGGCAACAGUUGUGGCCAGCAGCAACAGCAAUCCCAGCUCCACUACAGCUCCUGCCGCCAAGCCGGCUUCAAAUCCCCACAGCGUCCUCGUGCACAGCAAGCAGCGUGGAAAUCCCAUCCUAAAAUCCAUUCUCACUGUCCCACUGGAGUUCCGUGACGACAUUAUACCCGACUAUGUGGUGGGACGCACCUCCUGUGUCCUGUAUUUGUCCCUAAAGUAUCACAAUCUCAAUCCGGACUACAUUUGUCAGCGGCUUAAAGCUCUGGGCAAGAUGUACGAGCUGCGAGUGCUGUUGGUUCAGGUGGAUACACCGGAGCCGCACAACGCCCUCAAGAGCUUGACCAGGAUCUCACUGCUAGCGGAUUUGACCAUGAUGCUAGCCUGGAAUGCGGAGGAGGCAGGGAAAAUCAUUGAGACCUACAAACAGUUUGAGAAGCGGCCGCCAGAUCUGAUCAUGGAGCGUGUGGAGUCGAAUCCGCAUCAGAAGCUGGUGGCAGCUUUGACCAACAUCAAACCAGUGAACAAAACGGAUGCCGUGACUCUGCUGCAAACCUUUGGGAAUCUGGGCAACAUAAUCAUCGCCAGCGAGGAGCGGCUCUCCCAGGUGAUGGGCCUGGGUCCGCGGAAGGCCAAGAAGCUCUACAAGACUCUACAAGAGCCCUUCCUCAGCAAGUAGAGAGACUCCAGCUCGUCCAUCAUUUGAAUACUUUAAUUUCUUAGCAGAAAGAAACUGUACAAAAAAUCAAGUUGCAUUAUUUUUUAACACCUUAAAUAUACCACCACACAUAUGUAUUGA
Messenger RNA from Drosophila kikkawai, 1062 nucleotides. RefSeq names its product DNA excision repair protein Ercc1 (gene Ercc1). Gene Ontology annotation, cellular component: ERCC4-ERCC1 complex; nucleus; nucleotide-excision repair factor 1 complex. The record is from RefSeq and is a predicted model, not a curated record. NCBI's taxonomy places the organism in Eukaryota, Metazoa, Arthropoda, Insecta, Diptera, Drosophilidae. Gene Ontology annotation, biological process: UV-damage excision repair; mitotic recombination. Gene Ontology annotation, molecular function: single-stranded DNA binding; damaged DNA binding.